AUGUCCGUCUUGCCACACAAACGCAAGUCUCCAUUUGGCGAGCCUCCAGCUGGGUAUGUUCCUGGAUUAGGUCGUGGCGCUGCUGGAUUUACGACUCGAAGCGAUAUUGGAAAUAUGGCUAAAUCAGAAGAAGGGGAUACGCCUGAAGUGGGAGGAAGCCGUUCCGCAGAAGCAAGAGCUGCAAAGCUUGCAGCCCAGAAAAAGCAAGGAGGAGGUCCUUCUCAACAGCAGGGUCAGAGUGGUUAUGGUGAAAAUGGAGCAAGACCGCCAAUCGAGGGGCAGUUCGAUGACAACGAAAAUGAAGAUGAUGAAGCAGAUCGAAUUUGGCAGGCCAUUGAUGAUCGCAUGAAUGCCAAACGGAAAAAGCGCAGCAAACCUCAUCAAGGGGCUGAGCCACCGACUGCAAGAGUCAAAAUUGGUGCUCAAUUUCGAGAUUUAAAAGAACAAUUAGCAACUGUCAGUGAAGAAGAUUGGCUCAAGGUACCUGAAGUCGGUGAUUAUUCGUUGAAAUACAAGCGAGAGCAACACCGCCGCCGUCAAGACGACACAUUCAUACCUUUGACGGACAGUCUAUUGGAGAGCCGAUCCAAACAUAAUUUAGAACAAACCAAGGCAGGAGCUGCGAACAUGGCAGCAGACGGAACGGCUACCAGCUCCAACAUUCGUGGAUUGGGUGCCGCUCGAGGUACUGUAUUGGGUAUGAGUCUGGACAAAAUGUCAGACAAUGUCGGUGGACAAACUGUGGUGGAUCCAAAGGGGUACUUGACGAGCUUAGGAAAUACACAAAUUGCGAGUUCUGCUCAAGUGGGAGACACCAACAAGGCUCGUUUGCUUCUGAAGAGUGUCCGAGAUACGAAUCCAAAGCAUGGACCUGGAUGGAUUGCUUCUGCACGAGUCGAAGAAGCCGCCAACAAAAUAAAUAAGGCACGCAAACUGAUUCAAGAGGGAUGUGAGAUUUGUCCCGACCAAGAGGACGUUUGGCUGGAAGCCGCCCGAUUGCAUCCACCAGCCGUUGGCAAAUCCAUUCUGGCGACCGCGGUACGACGAAUUCCCAAUUCAGUCAAGUUGUUCUUGCGCGCGGCGGAUGCUGAGGAUUCCACAGAUGCCAAAAAGGCAGUAUUGCGAAAAGCCAUUGAAGCCAAUCCAACUUCUAUUACUUUAUGGAAACAUGCGAUUGAAUUGGAAGAAGCUGACGAUGCUAAGGUAUUACUCAGUGUUGCUGUCGAACGAGUCCCCCAAGCAGUCGACUUGUGGUUGGCCUUGGCACGUUUGGAGACCUAUGAUAACGCCCGUCGUGUCUUGAACAAGGCUCGACGAGCCUUGCCCAGUGAUCGAAGUGUUUGGAUAGCCGCAGCCAAACUUGAAGAGUCCCAACACCACGCCGAUCUUGUCGACAAGAUUAUUGAUCGAGCCUUUAAGAGUCUUUCCAAAUACAGUGAUGAUGUGAUUGUAACGCGAGCGCAAUGGUUGGUGGAGGCCGAACAGGCAGAAGCAUCCGGUGCGCCAUUGACUAGUGCUGCAAUUGUCCGUCAUUCCAUUGGACAAGGCGUGGAAGAAGAGGAUCGGCAAAGAACGUGGGCAGAAGAUGCCAAGGUCACCAUCGCAAGAGGAUCCAUAUCUACUGCACGAGCCAUACUGGCCCACGCCCUACAAGCCUUUCCUUCAAAGCGCAGCCUCUGGAUGCAAGCAGUAGAGUUGGAAAAGCAACAUGGUACGGCAGAAUCACUUGACGAAAUAUUGAAAGCUGCAAGCGAACGCCUACCUCGUGUGGAACUGUUCUGGCUACUACGGGCCAAAGAAAGAUGGCUUGCCAAGGAUAUCGAUAUGGCCCGAGACAUUUUGACGCAAGCAUUUGCUGUGAACCCAGACAGUGAAGAAGUUUGGCUGGCAGCUGCCAAGCUCGAAUGGGAAACUGGUGAAAUUGAACGUGCUAGAGUCUUACUGCAACGAGCCCGAGAAAGAGCCCCGUCGCCUAGAGUGUACAUGAAGUCAGCGUUAUUGGAACGAGAAGAAGCAUGUUGGGAGGAAGCUCUGGCAUUGAUUGACCAAGGAGUCAAGGAGCAUCCUGAGUUUGCGAAAUUGUACAUGAUGGCUGGUCAGAUCUGCGCAAAUGACUUGAUGCCACAUGACCAUACUAAUCUUGGAAAGGCACGAAAGUGGUUGCAAAAGGGACUGACGAAAUGUCCAAACAAUGUGAUUCUUUGGAUCUUGGCGAGCCGGCUGGAAGAGAAAGCGCAUACUUAUGCUUCCAAUGGCGACUCGAGCAAACCUGCUCCUUCUGCCAAUGUGGGUGUCACAAAAGCGAGAUCCCUCUUGGAACUUGGUCGAUUGAAGAAUCCUAAAUCAGAGCACUUGUGGUUGGAAGCAGUACGACUAGAGUCUCGCGCUGGAAAUAUCAAAAUGGCCGAGACUCUCAUGGCAAGAGCCUUACAAGAUUGUCCAAAUUCUGGCAUACUAUUGGCGGAAACAAUUUUGACUGCGUCGCGGGUAGAGAAAAAGUCCAAGUCUGCCUUGGCUAUCAAACGAUGUCCAGAGUCUCCUUUGGUAAUUUGCGCAGUUGCCUCUCUGUUUGCCUCGGAACGAAAGAAUGACAAGGCUCGCAAGUGGUUGGAACGGGCAGUGCUACUAGACCCGGACCAAGGCGAUUCGUGGGCUCGAUAUUAUCAGUUCGAGAUGCAGGCUGGAACGGAAGAGCAAAAAGAGAAUAUUCGGAAACGAUGCGCUAAGGCCGAGCCAAAGCAUGGUGAACUCUGGCAAUCUGUUCGAAAGGAUAUGAAGAACAAACGAAUAAGCGAUCUGAAGGCCCUCGAGUUGACGGUUGAGAAACUGAAGGAGCAACAAGCCGUAGCGACAUCAUCGAAAGAAUGA
Messenger RNA from Cylindrotheca closterium, 2868 nucleotides. NCBI's taxonomy places the organism in Eukaryota, Bacillariophyta, Bacillariophyceae, Bacillariales, Bacillariaceae. The record is from the annotation of a GenBank genome assembly.